Molecule: messenger RNA, 2463 nt
Organism: Camelina sativa (false flax)
Lineage: Eukaryota; Viridiplantae; Streptophyta; Magnoliopsida; Brassicales; Brassicaceae
Source: RefSeq, a predicted model, not a curated record
CAAUCAUCUCUCUCUCUCUCUCUCUCUCUCUCUUCUUCUUCUCCUCCUCAUAGAAGUGGGCGGUGGAGACUUCCAUUACCUACAAAUAUCAGAUUCCUCUUUCUUCGCUCGAUUCAAUUUCAAAAAUUUGAUCUUUCUGGGUCUCUCUUCUCCUGUUGCUCACAAAUACGAUUCCUUGGUUUGUCUAAAGUUUUGAGCUUUUUUUCUUUAGGUGGAGACUUCGAGUACCUAAAAAUAUCAGAUUCCUCUCUUUCUCUAACUCUGCUCGAUUCAAAACCCAAAAUUUUGGGUCUUACUCUUCUCCUGUUGGUGGUGAGGAAGAAGAUUCGUGGGGUUUGUCUAAAGUUGUAAGCUUUGUUCUUCUUCUGGGUGUGUGUGUGUGUAUGCAAAAUCAAAUGGAGUGGGAUAGUGAUUCCGAUCUCAGCGGCGGAGAUGAAGUAGCUGCAGCAGAUGGAUGGUUCGGCGGAGAUAACGGAGCGAUUCCGUUUCCGGUAGGUAGUCUUCCUGGAACGGCGCCGUGUGGGUUUGUGGUCAGCGAUGCUCUUGAACCUGAUAACCCUAUCAUUUAUGUCAACACUGUUUUUGAGAUGGUCACUGGGUAUCGAGCUGAGGAAGUUAUUGGUCGAAAUUGCCGGUUCUUGCAAUGUAGAGGGCCAUUUGCUAAAAGAAGGCAUCCAAUGGUAGAUUCUACGAUUGUGUCGAAGAUGCGACAAUGUCUAGAAAAUGGCAUCGAGUUUCAAGGCGAGUUGCUCAACUUUCGGAAAGAUGGAUCUCCCUUGAUGAACAAGCUGCGUCUAGUCCCUAUCCGUGAAGAGGAUGAAAUCACUCAUUUCAUAGGUGUUCUUUUCUUCACAGAUGCAAAAAUUGAUCUUGGUCCUGAUUUAUCUGCAAGGGACAUCCCAAGAAUAUCUCGCUCGUUUACCUCUGCUUUACCAAUCGGAGAGCGUAAUGUGUCUCGUGGACUCUGUGGGAUAUUCGAACUGAGUGAUGAGGUCAUAGCUAUCAGGAUAUUGUCACAGUUGACUCCUGGUGAUAUUGCAUCGGUUAGUUGCGUGUGGAAGUCCACCUNUGACUUGACAAAGAAUGAUGAUGUAUGGAGAAUGGUCUGUCAAAACACAUGGGGUACUGAGGCAACACGUGUUCUUGAGAGUGUUCCUGGUGCAAAGAGGAUCGGUUGGGUGCGACUGGCUCGAGAGUUCACCACACAUGAAGCUACGGCAUGGAGGAAAUUUUCGGUUGGAGGAACUGUUGAGCCUUCCCGGUGUAAUUUCAGCGCAUGUGCUGUUGGGAACAGGAUUGUUAUCUUUGGCGGGGAAGGUGCGAAUAUGCAGCCGAUGAAUGAUACAUUUGUGUUGGACCUUGGCUCGAGUAGUCCUGAGUGGAAAUCUGUUCUGGUCAGUUCUCCUCCUCCAGGUCGCUGGGGUCACACGCUUUCUUGUGUCAAUGGAUCCCGUCUAGUAGUGUUUGGAGGUUAUGGGAGCCACGGAUUACUCAACGAUGUGUUCUUAUUAGACCUUGAUGCAGACCCGCCGAGCUGGAGAGAAGUAUCCGGAUUGGCCCCUCCGAUACCAAGAUCGUGGCACAGUUCGUGCACACUUGACGGCACUAAGCUGAUAGUAUCAGGUGGCUGUGCUGAUUCAGGAGCUCUACUUAGUGAUACAUUCCUGCUUGACCUUUCGAUGGAUAUACCAACUUGGAGGGAGAUACCAGUUCCAUGGACUCCUCCAUCUCGCCUCGGACAUACUCUAACUGUCUAUGGUGACUGUAAGAUCCUCAUGUUUGGCGGUCUUGCGAAAAACGGUUCUCUGAGAUUCCGCUCUAACGAUGUAUACACGAUGGAUCUUAGCGAGGAUGAACCGAGUUGGAGACCUGUGAUUGGCUAUGGAUCUAGCCUCCCGGGAGGCAUGGCAGCUCCACCACCGAGGCUGGAUCAUGUGGCGAUAAGCCUUCCCGGUGGUAGAAUCUUGAUCUUUGGUGGUUCGGUUGCAGGGCUUGACUCAGCUUCUCAGCUUUAUCUUCUUGAUCCAACGGAAGAGAAACCGGCAUGGAGAAUACUGAAUGUUCAGGGAAGUCCACCUAGGUUUGCGUGGGGACACACAACUUGUGUGGUGGGAGGAACUCGGUUGGUGGUCUUAGGUGGCCAGACCGGAGAAGAGUGGAUGCUAAAUGAAGCUCAUGAACUGUUAUUAGCAACUUCAACAACUGCAAGCAGUUGAUCAAGUGAUGAAGUUAGUGGCUUUUUUAGAUGUUUUGGGACAAAAAGAUCUAUACAUUGGAUCAAAAAAAACAUGUUCAUAUUGCUCUGUACAUGGUGAGUAUGAUACGUCCAUGUUUUGUUCAUCUGUUGAUUGUAAUGGGUUUUUUGUAUAUGCAAAAUAUUAUGAAUUGGAUUGUAAAUACCGUCUUCUGUAGUGAAUUUUUUGUAAGUGGCCAAAUGAUCUAAAAACCAAAACCCUAUUAGUA